UUCCAACCAGAGCCCUAAUGCGAUAUCUAUAUUUCGUGAAUCAGCAAAAUCUGCUAUUCUACUCUUUAAUUUUCUUCGUUUAUAUAUACUUUCAAUCAACAAAAUAAGUAAGUAAAUAAAUAUGAAAUAAAAUCAAAUAAAAGAAAUAUAACUGGUCUGGAAUUUGACAGACAGGUGCAUCUUAACCGUUUUCUCCUCCCCUUCAUUUACUCUGCCUCUAAAAUACCUUCAAUAUCUAAAAUUAAUUUUUGUAAUUAAUCUAAAAUAUCGAUUUAAAAAUCAGUUUGUAAUCUUCUAGAUAAAGGCCCUCAGUGAUGUGAAAUUCCCUUUCACUUUCUCUCUUUUCUCUGUAUUGUUCAAUGUACAGAUUGGGUGUUUGAUUGAUUGAGCAAUGAGGAAUUCGAGCAGUGUUGUGUAUUUGUGUUGAGCUAUUAUGCAACGAAUCAAGAUUCCGACGUAAUUUAGGGGAGGUGUUAAUAGGAUUUUCGGGUUGGAAUUUUUUUGGAUUUCGUGAGAAUUGAAUUAUCGGCAGUUGCUCUUUUCAGUGUUAAUUUAGUUUUUGAUUAGUUUUAAGGGGAUUUGGCGUUGUUUCAGCUACAGAGAUUGAAGAAUUUCGACACUGCCAGUUAAUACUGCACCGUGCUUGAAGGCGGUAGAAGAUCUAGGGUUGUUGUUUUUGCAAGAAUUUGCAGUUGUGAGGCUGUGAGAAAUGAGUAUUUCAUAAUGAGGUGGGAGGUCGGGUGGCAUUGUUGUCCAUGGGCAACCCUGACAAUAAAAUAUCCGAUCUUGUUGACAAAGUGAAGUCAUGGAUUCCUCGGAGGAUUGAACCAGCGAAUGUGUCAAAGGAUUUUUGGAUGCCCGAUCAGAGCUGUAGGGUGUGCUACGAGUGUGAUUCUCAGUUCACUGUUUUUAACCGUAGGCAUCAUUGUAGACUCUGUGGCCGAGUUUUUUGUGCUAAGUGUACGGCAAGCUCAAUUCCCGUCCCAUCUGAUGACCCAAGGAGUGGUGAAGACUGGGAGAAGAUCAGGGUCUGUAAUUAUUGCUUUAAGCAAUGGCAACAAGGGAUCCCCACUGCUGAUAAUGGGACCAGUGUGGCUAGCCCUAGACUCAGUCCAUCACAAUCUGCAACAAGCUUGGUCAGCACCAAGUCCUGCUGUACCUGUAACAGUAGUACUAGUACCCUUGAUUCAACUACAUACUCAACUGGAGCUUACCAGUGUGUCCCGUGUAACUCUGGUGUCAGUCCUCAACAAUUUCCUCAAAUGGAUCCAACUGCAGUUGAACAAGAAAAUUCAACAAUUGGAAGGAGCGCAGAUGCCUCUGCAGCAGCUGAACUAUAUUCUUCUGAGAACCAAUUUGGGUAUUGCAUGAACAGGAGUGAUGAUGAGGAUGAUGAAUAUGGUGUUUAUCAUUCAGUUGCAGGAACAAGGCAUUUCUUUUGUGCUGAUGGCUAUUAUGGGGCAGACACUGUUGAUGAAAUUGAGCACAUGUAUGGACCACAUGAAAUGAUUCUUGGUGGAGAUCAGAUUGAUACAAGCAGCAGAAGUUGCCCACCGUUAACAGAGAAUUUUGACGCACAGUGUGCAGACAAAAUUAAUAAUGAUGUGGCAAAAGCUUAUGAACAUGGUGGUAAUCAGUAUGAAGCUCCUUCAUAUGAUUUGGAUGGUGCCAAUGCUGAACCUGUUGAUUUUGAGAACAACGGUUUACUCUGGCUCCCUCCAGAACCAGAGGAUGAAGAGGAUGACAGAGAAGCUGUUUUAUUUGAUGAUGACGAUGAUGGUGAAAUUACUACUGGGGAAUGGGGUUAUUUGCGCCCUUCAAAAAGCUUUGGCAGUGGGGAAUACCGUUGUAAGGAUAAAUCAAAUGAAGACAACAGAAAAGCUAUGAAGAAUGUUGUUGAAGGGCAUUUUAGAGCUUUGAUUGCGCAACUUUUGCAAGUUGAAAACCUACCUGUGGGUGAUGAAGAUGACAAUGAGAGUUGGUUGGAGAUAAUCACAUCUUUGUCUUGGGAAGCUGCUACCCUUCUUAAGCCAGAUACAAGCAAAGGUGGAGGGAUGGAUCCUGGUGGAUAUGUGAAGGUUAAAUGCAUAGCUUCUGGGCGUCGUAGCGAGAGUUUGGUGGUCAAAGGAGUUGUUUGUAAGAAAAAUGUUGCUCAUCGGCGUAUGAUGUCAAAAAUAGAUAAACCACGCUUUCUAAUCCUUGGAGGAGCUCUGGAGUAUCAGCGUGUUUCUAACCAUUUAUCAAGUGUUGAUACUUUGUUACAGCAGGAAAUGGACCAUUUGAAGAUGGCAGUUGCUAAGAUUGACGCUCAUCAUCCUAAUGUUCUCUUGGUGGAGAAGUCAGUUUCCCGCUAUGCUCAAGAAUACCUUCUAUCAAAAGACAUUUCACUUGUUCUGAAUAUUAAGAGACCACUUCUAGAGCGUAUAGCCCGCUGCACUGGUGCGCAAAUAGUCCCUUCGAUUGAUCAUCUCAAUUCACAGAAACUGGGGUAUUGUGACCUUUUCCAUGUGGAGAAAUUCCUUGAAGAGCAUGGCAGUGCAGGGCAAGGUGGAAAAAAGUUGACCAAGACUCUGAUGUUCUUUGAGGGUUGCCCAAAGCCAUUGGGUUACACUAUUCUGCUUAAGGGCGGCCAUGGAGAUGACUUGAAGAAGGUGAAACAUGUGGUCCAAUAUGGAGUUUUUGCAGCCUAUCACUUGGCAUUAGAGACAUCUUUUCUGGCGGAUGAAGGUGCUUCACUUCCAGAGCUGCCUUUCAAGUCUCCCAUAACUGUCGCAUUACCUGAUAAACCAUCAAGCAUUGACAGAUCCAUUUCCAUUAUUCCUGGAUUUACUGCCCCGAGAACUGGAAAUCAGCCAGUUUCCCAACCUUUAAGUGACGUGCCGAAAUCAAAUGAAGGUGUCUCCUCAGAUGUGGCCUCACCUACCGAUGUUAAGCCUGUUUACAAGUCAGGGAGUGCUGAUUCUACUUGCCUGUCUAAAAGUCCAUCUUCUCAAACUGAGUUCAGGAAACUUGCCUCAAGCUCAACUGAACACACUGGUUCCUUGACCUCUGUGUCUCCUUUAGGACAGGAAAGCUCAGGUAAUCGCCAUAACAAGCUCUCUGCAGAUCAUGAUUCCAGGGAGGAAGAUAGUACGCAAACAGAAUGCUUUCAGGGGAAAAUAACAAACACCAAUGAUUCUUUAUUUUGUACAUCCUUCAGCACCUCAGUGGCAUUAGAACAAGGUGUUGACAGUAGCCUUGCUGAUGGAAAUAUUUUAGCUGUAAAACAAGAUGGAAACAAUCAAGAGGAGAUUGGAUCCUCAAAGGAGGAGUUUCCUCCAUCACCUUCAGACCACCAGAGCAUUUUGGUUUCAUUAUCAUCAAGGUGUGUGUGGAAGGGAACUGUGUGCGAAAGAGCCCAUCUUUUUCGAAUCAAAUACUAUGGGAGCUUUGAUAAACCUUUGGGGAGGUUUUUACGGGAUCAUCUUCUUGAUCAGAGCUACCGGUGCCGUUCAUGUGAGAUGCCGUCAGAAGCUCAUGUUUAUUGUUAUAAUCAUCGGCAAGGCAGCCUUACAAUAUCUGUUAAGAAACUGCCGGAGUUUUUUUUACCAGGGGAACGUGAGGGCAAAAUUUGGAUGUGGCAUAGGUGCCUGCGAUGUCCACGGACCAAUGGCUUUCCCCCGGCCACUCGAAGAAUAGUUAUGUCUGAUGCUGCCUGGGGUUUGUCUUUUGGGAAAUUUUUGGAGCUUAGCUUUUCAAAUCAUGCAGCUGCAAGCAGGGUAGCAAGCUGUGGUCACUCCCUUCACAGAGACUGUCUUAGGUUCUAUGGAUUUGGGAGAAUGGUUGCUUGUUUCCGAUAUGCUUCAAUAGAUGUCCAUUCAGUUUAUCUUCCACCAUCAAAACUUGAAUUUAACUAUGAUAAUCAGGAGUGGAUUCAAAAAGAAGUAAAUGAGGUACGUCAAAGGGCAGACCUCUUAUUCAAGGAAGUGCAAAAUUCUCUUCAUCGUAUUUCAGAGAAAGCAUCAAGUGUGGGAUCACAGAAUGGUGACUUGAAAGCAUCUGAAUUAGCAACAUUUCGUGUUGUUGAACUUGAAGGGAUACUGCAGAAGAAUAAGGAAGAAUUUGAGGAAUCCUUUCGGAAUAUGCCAUCUAAGGAAGUGAAAGUUGGCCGACCUGUGAUUGAUAUUCUUGAAAUCAAUAAACUACGGAGGCAGAUACUCUUCAAUUGUAUUGCUUGGAACGAAACGCUGAAAGAUGCAGACCGUUUAAGCACUACAAUUCUCCAUGAAGGUCAGAGGAGCUUCAUUCCAAAACUCAAGGAGAAAUUUGUCAAUUCUGUUGAGAACCUUGUUGAGAUAGAUCUCUCUCCUAAGCUUGGUAAAAGUUUUAGCAGUUGUGAUUCAGUUCCAGUGGAUACAAAGCCAGUGGUAAAUCUUAAUCAGGGAGGAAAUGAUAGCUAUAUACACCAACCAGUCAGAGUACAUGAAGGAAGAGGCAUGGAUCUGGACCUGAAUCUGAGGAAGGAGGCUGCACGUUCUCUUUCUUCUAGUGAAAAUAUCAAUGAGAAAUCUGACCCUUCUGAAUCUGGAAAUGCUGUGCGAAGAGUCCAUUCAGAGGGGGAGUUUCCAAUUAUGGAUAACUUAUCUGACACUCUUGAUGCAGCAUGGAUUGGUAAAAAUCAACCUGGAAGCAUGACACUUAAAGAUAAUGGUUCCUCCCUUCCUGAUCCAGCUGCAGUAAAUUCGGUUGCUGCAAAUACAGACUUGGAAAAUUAUACUAUUGAAAAAGGUAGGAGCGAGGAAUUUCAUUCUCUUGAUUCUGCAUUAGGUACAAAGGGGCCUCAAAAUUUAGAAAAUUCAGUUGUCAUGGGCAUGCCAUUCCCUAAUUUCUAUUCAUUCAAAAGAAAUUUUUCAUUAAGUUCUCCGAAGCUUGGUUUUAGUGACUACAAUUGCACCUAUAUCCCACUUUUUAUGGAGUUGGAACGGCAGAGCGGUGCUAGGUUGUUUUUGCGGGUUGGUAACAAUGAGACUAUUGUUCCUAUUUAUGAUGAUGAGCCCACUAGCAUUAUAGCAUAUACACUUGUCUCACAAAAGUAUCAUCUCCAGAUGUCUGAAUUUGAAAAACCAAAGGAUGCUGGGGAAUCUACAGUUUCAUUGCCACUUUUUGAUUCAAUGAAUCUCCUAUCAUUUAACUCUUUUGAUGAAUCAGCUUCUGAUAUUUACAGAAGUAUUGGGUCUAUUGAAGAAAGCAUCUUGUCCAUGCCUGGUUUCCGAGGCUCUCAAGUUUUGGAUCCUCUUUUGUACACCAAGGACUUACAUGCCAGAGUUGAGUUUACAGAUGAAGAUCUUCAAGGACAAGUUAAGUAUUUGGUGACUUGUUAUUAUGCAAAGCGGUUUGAGGCCUUAAGGAGGAUGUGUGGCGCUUCCGAGUUAGAUUUUAUACGAUCUCUGAGUCGCUGUAAGAAGUGGGGAGCCCAGGGUGGCAAGAGCAAUGUUUUCUUUGCUAAGACCUUGGAUGAUCGAUUUAUCAUCAAACAGGUUACAAAAACAGAGCUGGAAUCAUUCAUUAAAUUUGGACCAGCAUACUUCAAGUACUUAUCUGAGUCAAUCAGUACAGGCAGUCCUACUUGCCUGGCAAAGAUACUCGGUAUUUAUCAGGUAUCAACAAAGCACCUCAAAGGAGGGAAAGAAUUGAAAAUGGAUGUUUUGGUAAUGGAGAAUCUCCUGUUUAAGCGAAAUGUCGUACGGCUUUAUGACCUUAAAGGAUCUUCCCGCUCACGAUAUAACCCAGAUACAAGCGGGAGCAAUAAAGUUUUGCUGGAUCAGAAUUUAAUUGAAGCAAUGCCAACUUCUCCAAUAUUUGUGGGCAACAAGGCAAAGCGAUUGCUAGAGAGGGCUGUCUGGAAUGAUACUUCAUUUCUUGCUUCGAUUGAUGUAAUGGACUACUCAUUAUUGGUUGGUGUGGAUGAGGAAAAGCAUCAACUGGUACUGGGAAUCAUUGAUUUUAUGAGACAGUAUACGUGGGACAAGCACCUUGAGACCUGGGUGAAGGCCUCAGGCAUCCUUGGUGGGUCUAAGAACACUUCUCCAACUGUUAUCUCACCCCAGCAGUAUAAGAAACGUUUCAGAAAGGCUAUGACCGCGUAUUUUCUCAUGGUGCCAGAUCAGUGGUCUCCCCCCACCAUUAUCCCUAGUGGGUCCCAAUCAGACCUUUGUGAGGAAAACUUGCAAGGUGAUUGAUAAUUGCUGUAAAAUCUUUUUGCCUGUACAUGUCUACAUGUAAGUCAGAAUUUUGAUUUUCUAUCUAUUUUUUUCUUUUUUUCCCCCUUUUGUAAUUGCGUAGGGCUAAUAGCCUAAUACAUUAUGUCCUCUUGUUGUAGCAUAUGUUAUUAUUCUUUUUUCUUAUAAGCAGGAAAAGGUUCUUUUAAUGCCUUGAAACUA
Messenger RNA from Jatropha curcas, 6419 nucleotides. RefSeq names its product 1-phosphatidylinositol-3-phosphate 5-kinase FAB1A. Gene Ontology annotation, molecular function: ATP binding; 1-phosphatidylinositol-3-phosphate 5-kinase activity; metal ion binding. NCBI's taxonomy places the organism in Eukaryota, Viridiplantae, Streptophyta, Magnoliopsida, Malpighiales, Euphorbiaceae. The record is from RefSeq and is a predicted model, not a curated record. Gene Ontology annotation, biological process: phosphatidylinositol phosphate biosynthetic process. Gene Ontology annotation, cellular component: endosome membrane.